CACACAAAGCACGCGAAUUUCAACCUGCAGGAAAAAGAAGAUGCUUAUAAAACGCAUAACCGGCACUCUAUGAUUUUUGAUACUGAACAAUGUCGCAAACGGUGAAUCUCGUCGUCUCCAACAACGUUGGCUGUGGAAUGCCAGAAGGCAAGUGUUUCCCGUCUUCACGUGUUUAUGGAAGAACAACUGCGGUAUAUUCAUGCCCUUUUAUGGGUCGUCAUAGAAUUCGCUCCCAUGUCAAAAUUGGAGGACUAAAGUCUGGUUCUUUGGCUGCGUCUAUUGUUUGUGAAGCAAGGAAGAACCCGGAUUUCUCGAGACAGAACAACAGGAACGUCCCGUCCAGAGGUAAAAAUAGUAACGUCGAUGGAAGAGAUAUCUUUGAGAAUUUUGAAGAAGACAUGUUGUCUUCAAAAAAUGGAAAUGGACCGGUAUCGCUUUCUUCGGGAAAAUUCCAGUCCACUUCAUCCCCCGGGACUAGAGAGAAGGAGAUUGUUGAGUUAUUUAAGAAGGUUCAGGCUCAGCUACGUGAGAGAGCAUCAGUUAAAGAAGAGAAGAAAACUGAAGCACCCCGAGGACAGGUUGAAGAGACAAGUGCUGUAGAUUCCCUUCUUAACCUCCUGAAGAAACACUCGUCCGAGGAAGGAAAGAGAGGCAGCGGAGAAGACAGUGGAAUAGACCAUAACUCUGACCAGUUGCAAGAAAGUAAUCAAUACAAUGGAGUGCAGAGCACAAAUUUUUUUGAUUCAAAUAGUUCUCCAAAGAAUGAGUCUCGAGAUGCCAACACUGCUUCUGCGGCAAGGCCUCGCUCAAUUUUCCGAAAAAAGUCUCCUGUUCCACGCGUAAAGUAUGAGAAUGUAGAGCCAAUAGUUAGUGAAGAUAAUGUCAACAAUCGACAUCAAAUAGAUUUGAAACCUGAGGACUUGCCCGAGCCCGAACCAGAACCUAAGUCUGAAAUUGAUCUUGAUACAAAGGAUGAGCUGUUCUUCCCAGAACUGUUGGAGGAUGAUUCUCACGAAGCUGAACAAACCUAUAAUGAGGAGAGUGUGGAGGAGCAGCUAGAUGUUCAAUCUGAGGAUUUAAGUGCAUUGAAGUUGUCUGACUUGAGAGCACUCGCAAAGUCUCGUGGUGUCAAAGGGUACUCAAAGAUGAAGAAGGUCGAUCUCAUUGAACUACUAACCGAGAGCUGAUUCUGAUUGAAUGCUACGAGAAGGAAAAGGAAUACUAGAACAGAUAAAAUAUAAGUUUUUCCUCCUUGAUGUUUCUGUGUUGUUCUUCUUGUUCUUAUUUUUUUCUAAAUAUUCCAAUUUAGUAGUACCUAGUGUGGGGUCUUAGUGAACCAUUAGAGUAAUCACAAUAUCUUUAUUUUGGAGGUUUUAAAAUUUUGUAGUUUGUGCUACUAUUAUUUUCAGCAACUCAACUUUAUGUAUUGAUAAAUACAGUAUUACCUGGUUAGAAAAUUUACUCUCA
Vicia villosa (hairy vetch) is the source of this 1467-nucleotide messenger RNA. RefSeq names its product rho-N domain-containing protein 1, chloroplastic. Bases 90 to 1187 code for a protein of 365 amino acids. NCBI's taxonomy places the organism in Eukaryota, Viridiplantae, Streptophyta, Magnoliopsida, Fabales, Fabaceae. The record is from RefSeq and is a predicted model, not a curated record. Gene Ontology annotation, biological process: DNA-templated transcription termination. The transcript is spliced from 2 exons.